GCAAGACGAGGACGAUGGACGUGGUGACGCCUGCUCAGCUGGAGACCAAGAUCCGCCAGGAGAUCGGCGCGGCGCUGGUGGAGGCCGUGGACCUGUCCGACGGCUGCGGCAGCAAGUUCAGCCUCGUGGUGGUGCACGAGGGCUUCGAAGGCCAGUCGCUGCUGGAGCGCCAGCGCCGGGUGAACGACUGCCUCAAGGAGGAGAUGACGCGCAUCCACGCGCUGCAGAUGAAGACGUGGACGCCCGCGCAGUACGAGCAGAAGACGCAGAAGAAGCUGCCCUCGGCCGCCAACAGCCAGUCCUCGGGCGAGCACUAGACGACGCAGGAAGGGUGCAAUCAAUCCACAGAGGCCACAGGGCCGCGUUGCAGAGG
Phytophthora sojae is the source of this 373-nucleotide messenger RNA. RefSeq lists its product as hypothetical. The transcript has 2 exons. Lineage: Eukaryota; Oomycota; Peronosporomycetes; Peronosporales; Peronosporaceae. Gene Ontology annotation, cellular component: cytosol; nucleus. The record is from RefSeq and is a predicted model, not a curated record. Gene Ontology annotation, biological process: intracellular iron ion homeostasis. Bases 15 to 317 code for a protein of 100 amino acids. Gene Ontology annotation, molecular function: 2 iron, 2 sulfur cluster binding.